AGUCACAUACACUGACUCAGAGACACUGUCUUUUCUCAAUUGCUUUAUGGAAGCGAAUUUAGAUACAAAGCAAUCGCAUUAAUAUCGUGCAAUAACCAAAAUGACAUCUUACGUACGCGCUAUGUACGAUUUUUCUGGUGAGCCCGGCUCAUCGGAACUAACGAUCACCACCGGAGACAUAUUAACCGUGACACGGAGCGACGUAGGCGAAGGCUGGUGGGAGGGCAAAAACAGUCAAGGCAAAGUUGGCCUCUUUCCGGCGGCCUACGUCGAGGUAAUGUCCGCCGCCGAGGCACGCCAGUUCACCACCCCAGCAAUGGAGGUGACAACCCCAAAACCUGCUAUGCAGCCCAGCACCUAUCAAACGGAUUCACGCUACGAUGAGACGGCCGAUGAUGACAACAACAGCGAUUGGUCGGACAGCGAUGACAACGAAACGUAUUCGGAGAUUGCACCAGCUGGUAAAUUCGGUUCGGGUGCACGCGCCAGCGGCUUAACACAUUCCGCCAGCGAUUACGAUAACAGGCAUUUACCUGUUGCGCCCAGUGAGGAUGACAUCUCGUUAAGCUCACAUGCGGGUGGUGCUGGUGCUGGUGGUGCUGCCACCAUGAAAAAGGGCAUGUUUGCCAAGAGCUCCGAUUCGUAUAUACUCGGCUUGUAUUCGCCCAAGGAGAAGAUACCCGAAUGCGAAUUGGCAUACAUAACGCCAUUGGAGGAUUCAAGCUAUCAGUGGACACAUAAUCAUUCACCUUACUCUGUUGUUGUUGCCAGUCCCAAAAAGGAGUCCAAAUUUAAGGGCAUGAAAACAUUCAUUGCGUAUCAGUUGACGCCAAGUUUUAACAAUAUAUCCGUGUCGCGUCGCUACAAGCAUUUCGAUUGGCUGCACGAACGUUUGGCGGAGAAGUUCUGUUUGAUUCCGGUGCCACCGCUGCCGGACAAACAGAUCUCAGGCCGCUAUGAGGAGCAAUUUGUCGAGCAUCGUCGGGUGCAGUUGCAGGAAUUUGUCGAUUGGGUAUGCCGCCAUCCGGUCAUUUCCAAAUGUGAGGUGUGGUAUCACUUUCUCACGUGCCGGGAGGAAAAGGUGUGGAAGUCGGGCAAACGGAAAGCCGAACGUGAUCCCUACAUGGGUGUCAACUAUUGUCUGGCCAUUCUGCCGCCCGACAAGAAUCUGUUGCACUCCAAAGUUGAUGCCCAACUGGAGAGCGGUACACAGUUCAUACACAGCAUGGAUGUUGCCGUACGUAAUCUGAACAACAUUGCCAACGAUAUGGCCAAACGGUCAUUGGCACAGAGCAAAAAGGAAUACCAGCGCAUCGGUGACGGACUCUCCGAGUUGGCCAAAUCGUUGGCCAUCGAUGAGCGUCGCGCACCCACACGCAACAUGGUGCCGCUGUCGGAGAGUGUGGGUCGCAUUGGCGGCAUCUACAUUGGUAUUGGUCAAAUGUUCGGGGAUCAGUCGAAACAGGAUUGGGUUCCACUCUGCGAUCGGCUGCAUAUCUACAGAGGCAUCUUGAACUGCUUUCCGGACAUAUUCUCCACACACAAGGGCGCCAUACAGAAGCGCAAGGAUUGUGAGCGCUCCACCGCCGAGAACAAAAUGAGCAAUGCUCAGUUGCAGGAGGUGAAUAAACGCACGGAUUGUGUCUCCUACACGCUGCUGGCGGAGCUGACACACUUCAAAACCGAACGGGAUACGCAUCUGAAGCAGACACUCAAGGACUUUAUUGCCGAACAGAUUAAAUUUUAUCAGGGAGUCGUUGCACGGCUUGAGGAGGCACAUCGUCAAAUUGAAUAAAAGUACGCAACGCAGAGUCUGGCAACGGAGGGGGCACAUCACAGGAUUAACGUUGGACAACCGAUGAACCGGCUGGGAGCACAAUAAGCACGCGUAAACGUACACUUUACCUAAAUAGCUGAAAACAUUCGCACGAGCGCAUUUCAAAUGCUUGACAAAAAAAAAAAUUCAAAAUAUUGUCAAAAACUGCAAAAAAAAAAACUUUAUAUUAGAUAUGCUUUUAACUAAACUAUAAAUUUAAUCAAUAAUCUUGUUUGUAAGUAAAGAAAAGUUACGUAUUUAUACAAAAAUUAACAUUUAUAUAUCUAUACACCGAAAUUA
Messenger RNA from Drosophila grimshawi, 2116 nucleotides. It is a transcript of the gene SH3PX1, whose product is annotated as sorting nexin lst-4. The record is from RefSeq and is a predicted model, not a curated record. Gene Ontology annotation, cellular component: plasma membrane; cytoplasmic vesicle. Gene Ontology annotation, biological process: plasma membrane tubulation; mitotic cell cycle; endosomal transport. The transcript is spliced from 3 exons. Bases 101 to 1795 code for a protein of 564 amino acids. Gene Ontology annotation, molecular function: phosphatidylinositol binding; protein binding. NCBI's taxonomy places the organism in Eukaryota, Metazoa, Arthropoda, Insecta, Diptera, Drosophilidae.